Molecule: messenger RNA, 996 nt
Organism: Coccidioides posadasii C735 delta SOWgp
Lineage: Eukaryota; Fungi; Ascomycota; Eurotiomycetes; Onygenales; Onygenaceae
Source: RefSeq, a predicted model, not a curated record
AUGUGUUUUACGCUUUUGCAUGGUAUGAACCAGCCGAGAUGUGUUUUUGAGUCUGGGAUGGUUUUGGGCGUCUCAAAACAGCUCAGCGAUGAAUGGGCGGAUGACCAAAUGCCUGUGGAUGGCACACAAGGAUGUAUCAGAGCAUUUACUCAACUCAAAGGACAAUACACAGGGAUGAAGGUGAUCCUUUCGAUCGGCGGCGGAGGAACCGGCAGUCAACAUUUCGCCACCGUCGCCAAAGACCCGAUCGCGCUCCAGAACUUUAUACAGAGUGCAAAGAAUAUGGUGGAUCGGUUUGGCCUUGACGGGCUUGAUAUUGACUGGGAACACCCUUCUGACUCGCAGCAAGGAGAAGACUACGUCAAUCUCCUACGCUUACUACGAGAGGGCCUUCCGUGGCCGCAGUAUACGCUAACCACUGCCCUACCGGCAGGAGAGUGGGCCUUGAGGCACAUCAACCUCAUCCACGCCCAAUGCUACGUCGAUCUAAUCAAUCUCAUGACCUAUGAUUUUUCCGGUCCUUGGACACCUCAUAGUGGUCAUCAAUCCCAGCUAUUUUCCCCUCAUAUCCCGCAUAGCGAGGCGGCAGGAAUCAGCUGUCACUCUGGCAUAUCAUACGUGCUCGCGCAGGGUGUUCCGUCGAGUAAAAUUCUCCUCGGCAUAUCCGUAUACGGUCGAGCGUUCCCGGGAACGACGGGGGUCGGACAGACACACUGCAUUAGCAAUGAGACGCCUGAAGACAAAAUUGUGUUUGAUUAUUGUGACUUACCACUGCCAGGUAGCGUAGAGCAGCACGAUGACCGUUUGUGUGCAGCAUUCUGCGUGGAUCGUAACGUGGGGUUUGUUUCAUACGAUUCGACAAGGACAGUGGUGCAGAAAGCAAAGUUUGUGAGGGAGAUGGCACUAGGAGGUUUGUUUUAUUGGCAUGUUGCGGCGGAUGCAGUUGGGAAAAGGAGUCUGGUCGCGGCGGGGUACAGUGCACUACAUGAUUUGUAG